AGAGAGAGAGAGAGGCUGCGCUGUGUCGUGCUGUGCGCCCAGCGAGCGACGACCUGGGUCAGGUGUUGGCCGGCAUUGAAUUGAGGUACAGGUGCUGUCGAUGGUGGAGGGAGGUCCGAGACUUGUCACCGAUUUCGUCCGACACUUGAUGGAAUUGCCUACAGAUUCAGCUACUACUUUCGUAAUCAACGUGAAUGUGCUGAGCGAUGGAGGCAUGAGUCCUCAGAGGAGAGGAGGAGCGGCGUAGGGUUGUUGUUGUAGCUGCUGACUCGUGGUGCUGCUUUCCGUCCCCUGCGCGGCCGGCCGUCUUCCAUAGCUGCUCGCCAUCUGAUCCCUUCACAUUAGAGGAACUUGCAGCAGGCGAGUUCUGUUGCGCACCCUUCUGUUGACCGUCUCUGCGUGCUCGUCCACCUCCUCGUCGUCGUGGUGCUAGUUGGGGAGAUUCGGCCACCGGAGAACAGGAGAACAGGCGCCCAUGGAUAAGAGUGAACCCAUGCAGAUGGCAUCAUCCGCCAGACCUUGCGCGAAAACUGCCCCAGAGCAACAUUAUGUGCAGAUAGAUUCGUUGGGAUUGCAACAACUUGAGCAUCUGGAGAAGGAGCUUGAACAAGCCAAACAAAAGAUUCUAGUACUGAGAGCGCAGGAACAUCGGGAGACAUCUUCGCCAGAGAACAAGGUCUCCGAAAGCAGAUAUUGGACCAACGAGGAACGGCAACGGUUCAAGAAAGCUCUGAAGACCUUUGGGACCGACUUUGCGGCUAUCGCAAAGUUCGUAGGAACGCGCAGUUCCACUCAAGUCCGGACGCAUGCGCAGAAGUAUUAUGCUAAGCUGAUCAGAGACUACAAACGUUCUGGCAAAUCUCCGGCGACAGUCAAAGGCCGUGAGGAGAAAGCGACCGGAGCAACUCGACUCACGACGAUGUAAAAAUGCCAGACGACUGCUGCUUGCUCCACAUGCGCAAAUAAUGCGGUCGCAUUUCAGACAGCAUGCAUGUCACGUGGUCGGAGGAGGAACAUCCUGCAAGCCAGGAGGAGGAUUAGGAGGAGGAGGAGGAGGGAGGGAGGGAGGGGUUAUCGCAGCUGGACUUGUUUCCUUCAGAGUCAUGAAUGUAGUCGUAGUCAGUCAGUAGUCACGAGAAAUUUCACGCUACAUGAUCCUUGGACUGACGUCCUGCCCAAGGUGCUGCAAUUUGAUAGAUUACGUGAAAAAUGAGUUUUUAGAAGCAGGCAAUAACGGCAGCCUAGCUACGUAGAGUAGGAGCUGUGUUGCGCCACGCCAUGCCACGCCACGCCCAGUCUCGCUUAGCGAACGAGAGAAGUCUUCAUUGUUACAGUUCUUCAAGAGAAUAGAAGAUGGGGGAGAAUUUGGCAGCACUGUCUAUCCGCGCCAUCUCAAGUUUCUGAACCAGGUAACAUUGGUCAUGAUUUUGCCAUCAGAUUUUAUUCAACAAUAGAGGGGAAAUAUAUACAAUCCUUUGCCCUGACCGUGACCGUGAUCCAUUCACAAUUGUUGAAUACUUACACUCACUCACUCACUCACAACGUCAUGGCCGAUGUUCCUUCCGACGAGCGAAUUGGGAGCUACAAUUGGGAGCAUGUAACGUAUUAGCCUCGGAAUCAUCCGCAUGCUUUCGAGCAGAAGAGGCCAGAUUUAGCCAGAUUGUCUCCUGACCUCCAUCGCUGCUUCUCCGCUCGGGGCUCCGGUCCGUCGAGUGUGCAAUCAAUCAAUGGCAUCUGCACAGUGUGCCAUGCGUGGUCCGCGGAAGCAAACUGGAAUUCGGAAGAAUCCGAUCCCUGGAUCUACGAGGAAGCGAACGCGACGAAGAUCUGAUUGCGCUGCUGGACACGUGUCCCGCUGGAGAUUGGAAGGACUUCCCGAGGUCAGAGUCUUUCUAUGCUCUUCGAAUCUCGCACGCUGCUUCCCUCCUUCCGGUGCAUGAAUGCGACUGGCCUUCGGGAACGAGAUCCUCAAGUCAAUUCUCUUCGCUCUACCUCUCUGGCAUCCACCAACCACUCCGGCUCCUCGUGCCGGCAGGAAGACGCCAAGCGAUGGUCACGCACGACAUCAUCUGGAAAUAGAAACCCGGUCCAUUCACGGAUACAAGAUCGAGAUCGAGAGUGAUGUCACCACUCACAUGGACGCGCAUCCUGCCAGGACUUACAUUCCCGUUUUGGAGCAUGACUCCUUGGGUUACAUUGCAUUCGUGUUUUCCAAAUUUGUUCUCAACAGUAUAAAGGUCCCCAGACGAAGGCUCUGUGCUCCAAACGCUCCUGGCAAAGGUCG
Messenger RNA from Marchantia polymorpha subsp. ruderalis, 2284 nucleotides. Lineage: Eukaryota; Viridiplantae; Streptophyta; Marchantiopsida; Marchantiales; Marchantiaceae. The record is from the annotation of a GenBank genome assembly.